ACACUUGACAAAAAAAGUCGACAUGAGCAAGGCUGGACCGGUGAAGAAGGCGACGGCGGUGGCAGCGGCCAUUGAGCGAGGGCCGGAAUGGAGAUACUUUGGGUCCCCGGAGUUUGAAGAGGAGGAUGCAGUACCUCCUUCUGCCUCUGUCGGAAGUGGCGGCGUGGCGACGUUUCUCAAACCGCCCAAGAAAAUCCCUCGCGUGCGGUGCAUGUACUGCCACGUCAAGAUCUCGGCGCGGUCCAACUCGCUGCGACGACACCUCCGUGAAUGCACCAAAUGCACUGACGAAGCUCGGCAAUACUGUACGCACCGUCCUGAAUACGACCCCACAUCCUUGUACCGUCGUAGGUGUCAAGGUCGACAAGAUGAACUUUCCCGUGGAGCCGUCGCCUCCUCCACCUUCCGUCGUCGACCACAACCUCGACAUGCCUUCGGCAGAGAUGGCGUCAUUACAUCCUCAAGACGACACGAGCCAUGAUCCUCCCCACACCCCCCACGAGAACCAGGACACGGAGCACAUCAAGGCCACCCAACGCCGCCUGAAGAACCGACUCGCGUGCCGGGCCAACCGCAAGCGCAAAAAGGUCAUCCGGGAAACCCUCAAGGUACAAGUGACGCAGUUAUGCCGCACGAAUGCUGCGUUGCACCAAGAAAUUCACGCGUUGCUCGGGUAUGCCUUGGACGACAUGCAUGGUUGUCCAAGCCCCAACCAUCUUCUCCGUCAUCAUGCAGCGUACGAUCCGACUCUUAUGCACCAGGACAACCGCCGCCAGCAGCACCAACAGUAUCACCAUCCGUCCAAUCAUGAGGCGUUGCCCGUCGCGCCGACCGAGAAAGGCCAGAACGUUGCCACCAUGUCAUCUGCUGCCACGUCAUGCCCCCAAUCAGAGUCGCCCGGUGAUGGAGGACCUGUGGACAGUCCUCGCGGUUUUGCUCCUCAAACACGGAUGUCGCUGUGUGAAGAAACGGCGGCGUCGUUUUUCAGGACAUUUGUGGGCAUCCCCCGCGACAACGAACCAGCAACUUUGUCAGCAACUUCGUCAGCAACGUCGUCGUUUUACUCGCGCGAGUCGUGCGAUGUCGUGGGCGAACGCGCGACCUUUUGCGAUGCGUUCGUUGUCGGCCCCCACGUGAGUUUGGAAUCGAUUUGGACGACCAAAGCGCAGUUGCUGGACGAGUUGCGUGUCGUCCACGACGUGGUGGUCGUCGCGACGAAGGGUGACGAUAGCGUCGUCACGGUGACGAUCGUCGAGGAAGGCAUUUUGCGCGACGUGUGGGCGCUCCGGGCGCUGUUCAACCCGACGUUUGUCGUGACGUUGCAACUGCACUUUGCCCAUUCCACCCCCAAAGUGCAACUCACGUGGGAAAUUGUGUGCCACUGCGUCAUUCCAACCCCACACCACCACGAUCCCAUUCCAACCCCCAACGUCAUUCCAACCAACAUUCCCACCGCCCGUCGCAUGGACGUGUCCUUGGUCAAAUGCGAUCGGCUGUGAAGGGACACACACACAACCCGUGUGCCCUGGUUGGAGCUAAAGGGACUGUGCUACUCCUCGUCGUGGUCCUGCUGCCGCUGACGAUCCAACUGAAUGUUGCAAUCGGAUAUGUAUGCAGCAUGACGAUCUUGAUCAACGUGUUUUAGCAUGCAUUGAUCGCUCAAAGAUGAAAGCGUGGUGUGCCGUUCUACCGGUAGUUACAGUAGUUGUGCGCAUGUAGAAGGUUGGAUUGCCUUCGUGAAGAUGGCAAAGAACAUGGUAAAGAAAGCAUGACCAACAGUUGUGG
Molecule: messenger RNA, 1785 nt
Organism: Aphanomyces astaci
Lineage: Eukaryota; Oomycota; Saprolegniomycetes; Saprolegniales; Verrucalvaceae
Exons: 1
Coding region: 126-1499 (457 amino acids)
Biological process (GO): regulation of DNA-templated transcription
Molecular function (GO): DNA-binding transcription factor activity; DNA binding
Source: RefSeq, a predicted model, not a curated record